UGGCCUGGGUCUCCCACUGCUUGGCCGAGUUGCGGACGUGGUUGAGAACCAACUGGUUGAGGCUCCAUCCGGACAAGGCGGAAGUGAUGCUGCCUUCUGUUGAGUCUUCAAGCCCAGGCGGUUCAGCAACAUCAGAUGACCAUGAAUUUGACCCAUCAGCUGACAUGCUGGUUCAUGACUUUGAUGAUGAACGGACAUUAGAAGAGGAAGAAAUGAUGGAAGGAGAAACAAAUUUCAGCUCUGAAAUAGAGGAUCUCGCAAGGGAAGGAGAUAUGCCAAUUCAUGAGCUACUUAGCCUUUAUGGCUACGAUAAUACUGUCCCAGUACCUGAGGAAGAUGAGGAGGAAGAAGAGGAAGAGGAAGGUGAAGAUGAAGAAGAUGAUGUGGAUAACGAUGACAAUAGUGGAUGUAGUGCAGAAAACAAAGAGGAGACCACAAAGGACUCUUCGGGCCAAGAGGAUGAAACUCAGUCCUCCAAUGAUGACCCAGUUCAAUCUGUUGCUUCACAAGAUGCCCAGGAGAUAAUCCGUCCACGCCGAUGUAAAUAUUUUGAUACAAACAGUGAAAUAGAAGAAGAAUCUGAAGAAGACGAAGAUUACAUUCCAUCGGAAGACUGGAAAAAGGAAAUUAUGGUGGGUUCCAUGUUUCAAGCUGAAAUUCCAGUUGGCAUCUGUAAAUACAAGGAGAAUGAAAAAGUAUAUGAAAACGAUGAUCAGCUACUCUGGAACCCUGAUUUCUUGUUCGAAGAAAAGGUGAUUGAAUUUCUCAACGAAGCCUCCAGGAGAACAGGAGACGAGAAAGGUCUGGAGGCAAUUCCUGAAGGCUCUCAUAUCAAAGAUAACGAACAGGCACUAUAUGAAUUGGUUAAGUGCAAUUUUGAUACAGAAGAAGCACUGAGAAGAUUAAGAUUUAACGUAAAAGCAGCGAGAGAGGAACUUUCUGUCUGGACAGAGGAAGAAUGUAGGAAUUUUGAGCAGGGAUUAAAGGCAUAUGGAAAAGAUUUCCAUUUGAUCCAGGCUAAUAAGGUCCGAACGAGGUCAGUUGGGGAGUGUGUUGCGUUCUACUACAUGUGGAAAAAAUCUGAACGUUAUGAUUUUUUUGCUCAGCAAACACGAUUUGGAAAAAAGAAAUACAACCUUCACCCCGGUGUAACGGAUUACAUGGACCGGCUCUUAGACGAAAGCGAGAGCGCCGCUUCUAGCCGAGCCCCGUCCCCUCCUCCCACGGCCUCGAACAGUAGCACCAGCCAGUCGGAGAAAGAAGACGGCACCACAAGCAACAGCAAUCAGAACGGUGUCUCCUCCAACGGGCCAGGCGAAACGUCGAGCAAAGAUGAUGGAAAAGCAGAAGGCCCGCACAUCAACGGACCGACGGGUGGCCCCAAGAAGCCCCUUCACCCGGACACCGACACAAAUGGUUACGAGACAGAGAACCUGACCAGCGACCCCAAACUCGCGUACGUGACUGUCAGGAACGAGCCGGAUUUUGAAGACAAGCACGAGAGACCUGCCAAGAGGCGCAGGGUUAGCAGCAAUGGAAAAGAGAGUCCGGGUUCCUCCGAAUUUUUCCAGGAUGCGGCCCCCCACGGGAAAUUGGAAGAGCUGGAAAGCAGAGAUGACUAAAAACAGAGAGCCUUUUUUUUUUUUCCUUUCUUCCUCAGAGUAAAUUCUGUUGAGAGAAUUUUCAGGGUUAAUGGGUUACCUUAAGAAAUCGAUUUCCUUAAAGCCGUCAAAGCGAGAGGUUUUGUUUCUUUCAUGUGAUUCUGGGGUUCACGUGACAGUAGCGGUACUGCCCAUUUUGAACUUAGGUGAUUUUUCAAGGCCCUCUUAAAGCUACUAGAGAAAGUCUCUAGUGACUUGGAAUGAAUCCCAUUCCUAGGCUGAUUCCUCAUUACCGCGUUUGCGAGGGAAGGGGGAGUUGGUUAUUGGUUUUUUGUUUUUUUUUCUAUGAAGAACGCUUCAUUCAGAUUCCUGCCUCAUCAUUGUUUCUGGUGUUUCUUUAAAAUGCCUCGGAGAUUUGAGACUCUGGAGACGAGCAGUCGCCACUUUUCUCCCUACACGUCCUGGAUAUCAGAUGGUUAAGGAAAGCCCGGUAAAUCCUGAAAGUGAUGCGAGCACGAUUUUUAUAUAUAGAAGUUUAAAAACUAAACCAAGUCAGGUUUGUCUAUGUAAAAUUGUUGACAUCAAUGAUGUCUUUCCAUAUUCUUAUCUGGGCUUAAGAAAUACGUUCUGUAUUUUUCCAGAUUUCUUUGUAGCCUUUGAAAGAUUUUUACAGUACUUAUGUCUUGAUUGCGCUGUCCUUUCAUAAUACAAAAGCUUGUAUAAUUUUCUUAACUUGUACAGUUGGUAAACUUUUAUGGGAAUUGAUAUUCGAGUCUGUCAGCUUCAUUUUAUUUUGCUGAAAGUCUUUUUCUAAUGGAUUCUUAUGUUUGUGUAGUACCUGAGUCAUGGUUAUGGCAUUCACAUAGAACUGUGAGAAACUGGUUUUUCAGAUUUAUACUUUCUAGCUGGAGAAAGUUAUGCAUGACACUUGCAUUGCACACACUUUUUUGCAUCGGUUAGACAGUUUCAGAUUUAUUUUUAAAGCGAAACAAGAAGCUUAAUGUGGGUUAAGUGCUUACAUUUACUAAACCUUAUUGGCCAGACUCCUGCUCAAUUUAUUUUUAUAUACACACACACAUAUAUAUAUAUAUAUAUAUAUAUGAUAGCUAUAUAUAUAUAAAAUAUACACUUCUUUGCAUCUAAAGGAGCACAGCGGGCAAGCGGUGAAGUGAUUUUGGUUGCCAGAAGGAGGGGAGUGUGCACACAGUCCACGGCCUCCCUGAAAUAUUCUGCCAGCGACGAGAAAGGAUCGGUCACUUUUGGAUGGGGAGAGGGAGGCUAAAGAAGCUUUAAAGCUUUUGUACCUUCAGGGUGACAAUUUUUAAUUCUCAAAGCUUUGAGUCACAGAACCCAAGUCAGAUCUAAAACAGGACAAGCGUAACAUGAGUAGCUAUCAAGCUCGUGUGUUUUUUUUUACAGGCUUACACAAAUAUUUUUAUCCCGACGAAUAAUUCUUGAUUUCCGAUUUCACCUGCUUGCAAGGCGAAGCGUGGUUAUUUGACUGUCUGUUAGGGGCUGAGCCAGUUACAAGGUGAACAAUUAAAACAAGGGCCCUUGUCCUUUGACUUUUGGCGAAGCACACUGGUGUCAGAAGGUACGGUCUCCGGUAGUAUAACCUCAAAUGCGUUCUCCACCAAUUCGGUGGUAGCGUACGCUCCCGCGCAAGAAGCGCUCAGUAUAUGCCACCGAUCGGUCCGUUCGCCGCAGCAGUGUGAACCUUUUUAAUUUUGCAAAACAGUGUUUAAGGUCAGCUGUUAAAAGCUGUUUCAGACGAUGGACGAUUCACCGCUUCUCCAUGUGAUGCUAAGAAGCCACGGCUGGCGAGUGGUAGUGGGGCAGUACAGGGAGAAGCCCCCUUAGUCCAUCCUGACUGAGCUCUAGGAAAGUUGACCUCAUCCAGCGUGAACCCGAGAAAAGGUUCCCAACAUAGGAUGGGGCCGUGCUCUUAAAACCAUUGCACCGCUAAGCUGAGAUCUCGCUUUUUUUCCUGAAUUUCGUUGCGUUUUGUGAAUGCUUGCAAACCACUUUUCUAGAAAAGUUUGUAAGCCAAGUCUUCUCAGGCCCGUUGGCAUGUGUGGCGUGGCACACACGGCGGAAGUAUUGCUUUUUUUUUUAAUCUCGCCUUCUAAGGCUUGCCUAAAGGAAACGAAAAGACAUUCCGUAAUGGGUUUUCGUGGGUCACGCUCGGCUUUUCUUUACAGUAUAUUCCACUGCAUUUUGCCUAUGCAGGUAUUUUACCCGGUGUCCGAAACGCAGCCGCUCUAACUUGGUGAGUCAUUGCACUACUAGUAUUUUCCAGGUUUUUAAGAAGUCUGUGUAGAGAAUCGGCUGGGGAUUUGUUCGUUUUUGGAACCAAACGGGUCCCGGCCCGGCUUCUGAGACCGUGCGCUGUUGGAGCGAGGCCUCCGAUGCCGUUCUUCAGAAGCAGCGCCCCGUUUCCUGGCGUCCUCUCCCAUCGGAGGCAGGAGCUUCCCGGGAACCCUGCUGUCGCGCUUUGGAAAUGACGACAGAGGAAGCCUAAGUGUGUUGGAAGUACUAAUUAGGUUUUCCAAACUUUUCUCACGCAGAGUAAUUUUGCACUGUAAUUACCUUCUGUUCCUUCCGCACCCCCUGUCUGCGAUUCCGAAGAAGCUAAUUAAAAUAUUUUUUUAAGCA
This is a messenger RNA of Tachyglossus aculeatus (Australian echidna), 4256 nucleotides long. RefSeq names its product MIER1 transcriptional regulator (gene MIER1). The transcript is spliced from 13 exons. Bases 87 to 1622 code for a protein of 511 amino acids. Gene Ontology annotation, molecular function: histone deacetylase binding; transcription corepressor activity. Lineage: Eukaryota; Metazoa; Chordata; Mammalia; Monotremata; Tachyglossidae. The record is from RefSeq and is a predicted model, not a curated record. Gene Ontology annotation, biological process: negative regulation of transcription by RNA polymerase II. Gene Ontology annotation, cellular component: nucleoplasm.